This is a messenger RNA of Debaryomyces hansenii CBS767, 420 nucleotides long. Its product is annotated as ACT domain-containing protein. The record is from RefSeq and is a predicted model, not a curated record. The coding region runs from base 1 to 420 and encodes 139 amino acids. The transcript has a single exon. NCBI's taxonomy places the organism in Eukaryota, Fungi, Ascomycota, Pichiomycetes, Serinales, Debaryomycetaceae.
AUGAAUGUUGGAGAGCAAGAACUUGAUAUCCUAUUGGCUUCAAUGAACCCUACUAUUCAUCCCGACACAUUUGUCUUUCUUACACUACCUAAGUCGGAGAAGGCUGCUCCUCCAUCUUUGCAGCCACAAGUGAUGGUGUUCCAAGAAGCAGAAGGCUUGACGGUCAUUACCUCCAAACUGGCUGCAGAAGAAAUGGGGUUAGAUUACGCAUUUCCGUGUCGUAUGAUAACUUUAAAUAUCCAUUCCAGUCUCGAUGCCGUGGGGUUCUUGGCUCGCAUUCUUGACACAUUAAAAAAUUUGGGUAUUGGAGUAAACCCUGUCAGUGGAUUCUUCCAUGAUCAUCUAUUUGUUCCUAUCAGUAAGGAAAAGCUAGUAUUGAAGGCAUUGGGAGAUAUGUCUCAAGAGGCAAAUCAACUGUAG